Closterium sp. NIES-67 is the source of this 1836-nucleotide messenger RNA. The record is from the annotation of a GenBank genome assembly. NCBI's taxonomy places the organism in Eukaryota, Viridiplantae, Streptophyta, Zygnematophyceae, Desmidiales, Closteriaceae.
UCCCAAGGGGGCACCUGCUGAUGUAAAAUUCGAGCUGGGGAGCCAUGACGACGCAUAUCUCAGCAGCCAGCAAGGAGGAUGGUGUCCUGUGCCUGCUGCGUGCUUCAUUCUAUUCGUGUGAACCUGCAUAUCAUGUAUCAUGAGAUGCGUGAGAUGCAGCGGAAUUGACUGGAUGGGUACACGGCUCUGAGAGCUCCUCUCAGGCUCUUAGCCUAUAUAGGUCUACCUCAGUACGUGGUUUGAUUCGGUAUACCCUAGAAUGCGAACGCCGCAUAACAGAAUCGUUUUUCUCCGUUUCCAACCACGUUUCCUCAACUGGUAACGCAUCCAGUGAUCCUUGUAACUACUAGUAGUUGAUUACCCGUCGACGUGUCCUGUUUCCGCGUCACGUCUUUGUACCUCCCGCUAGAAGAAGGAAGUUGAGCCAUCAGGUGAGGCUUGAGCGUGGAUCACGGGACUCGUUAGGCUGGAACAAGGUAGAGUAUGGUACCCGUUAGAAGUAGAUUCUAGUAGCCGUUAUAAGUGGAGUCUAGCCGUUUGCGGAAAGAGAGAGAGAGGUACAACCAAUUGUCGGAAGGGGGAAUUUUCUGUGGCGUAGCGUCUUGGUGACACUUGAGUCGACUCAAAAGUCACCCCAGCGGCUUCAGCGCCUGGGUGAUUCUCGCAGGGGAGCGCGAUGCCGCCGAAGACGUCGCAGGAAAUUCAGGCGGAGAGUCUGAAGCAGAAAGGCAAUGAGUACUUCAAGAAAGGGUUUCUCGGAGCAGCUAUAGACGCGUACACGGAGGCCAUCGCCUUUUCCCCGGGCGUGGCAAUCUACUGGACCAACCGAGCUCUGUGCCACAGACGAAAAAGUGAUUGGCCGAGAGUGGAGAAUGACUGCACAAAGGCUUUGGAGCUGGACAGAAAUUCCGUCAAGGCGCGGUUCCUUCUGGGCCUUGCUCUGGCGGAGCUGAGCCGAUUCUCAGAGGCCAUCAGAGAGCUGGAGAAGGCACUUGAGGCGCUACGCAACGACACACGGCUGGUGCGCAGUGACAAUCUGGACGACAUCUGGAGGGUGCUGGCUGCCGCCAAGUACCGGCAGUGGGAGGAGGAGGCGCGGGCGAGGAGAGAGAAGCAGCAAGCGCUAGGGGAGGAGCUGAAGCUGCUGAUGAAGAAUCGUCUGUUCCAGCAAGUGGCUCAGCUUCUAGGAAAGGAGGGCGCUUUGAAUGGUUCGGCCACAGUGGACGUCAAUGCCCUCGGCAGCACAGCAGGCUUGGAUGCAGUGAAAUCGCAGCAGGUGCAGUCACUGGUGCAGCAGUACCAGGAGCGGCUCAAUACUCUGGAGAACGUGUUUGACAAGGCUGGAGCGCCAGACAGACCGGCUGAGGCCUGAAUGUACGGGCAGUCUAAAAUUUUUUAGGCUGCCCAAGGGAAAAAAAAAGAGGGGAUGGAAAGCCGACUUUUGUAAAAAAGUUUGUAGGUUUUGAUCUUCUAGUAGAAGAUUAUCACGAGUGGGGUGCGACGAAAGUCACAAAUUGUUUAGCGAAAUUCCGCAUGCGCGAAAUCUCGUCGCUGGUGCGCGUCAAAUUUGGUGCCCCGGCAAUCCAACCCGUCAAUGAACAACCCCCCAACCCCCCUCGACAUGUGAUUCUCCUUCCUCCCUCGACAAAUGCCAAUCGCUAACCUUACUCCAGCGACAAUCAAGUCUAGACUAAGUAGCAUCUUACGACUAGGAGGAGCGCGCAUACUAUCAGCGCAACGAAUUUCGUUGCGACUUAGAUUGAUGGGGUAGAUCAUAUCAGAAACUGAGAACUUGAUUGAUUGAAAUGAGCAAGAGCAUACAUCCUUAAGUACCGA